GUACCGAAGGCAACUAUGUCCAAGCUCAUUCUUCUCACAGGUCUGGGCCUUCUGCUGAAUGCUCAUUUGGGUUGUGCCUACCAGCUGAUGUGCUACUUCAACAACUGGGCCCAGCAUAGGCCAGACCUAGGGAGUAUGACACCUGAUGACAUUGACCCCUGCCUGUGUACUCACCUGAUCUAUGCCUUUGCUAGGAUUAGUAACAACAGGAUCACCAUGACCGACAAGAAAGACUUGACUGACUACAAAGCUUUCAAUAGCCUGAAAAGGAGGAACAGUCAGCUGAAAACGCUCAUGGCCAUUGGAUGCUGGAACUCUGGAACUGCUGCUCCUUUUAUUACUAUGCUCUCCACUACUAAGAACCGCCAGACUUUUAUUGUCUCUGUCAUCCAAUUCCUGCGCCAGUAUGGAUUUGAUGGGCUGAACUUGGCUUGGCAGUACCCUGGCUGUCAUGGAAGCACUCCUAAAGACAAGCAUCGCUUCACUGUCUUGGUGCAGGAAUUGCGUGGAGCUUUUGAGAAGGAGGCCAUCAAGAAUAAAAAGCCCAGGCUGAUGGUUACUGCCACAGUAAUUGGCAUCAUCUCCACCAUCCAGUCUGGCUAUGAGAUCCCCCAGCUGUCACAGUUCUUAGACUACAUCCAGGUUAUGACCUAUGACCUCCAUGGCUCUUGGGAUGGCUACACUGGAGAAAACAGUCCCCUCUACAAAUCCCCAUCUGACACUGGCACCAAAGCCUACCACAACAUAGAUUACAUCAUGGAGAGCUGGAAGAAAAAGGGGGCUGUGGCAGAGAAGCUCAUUGUUGGAUUCCCUGCAUUUGGACACACUUUCAUCCUGAGUGACUCCUCCAAAACUGGAAUUGGUGCCCCUGCCAACCGUGGUGGCCAUCCCGGGCCCUACACAAAGAAGACUGGACUCUGGGCUUACUAUGAGAUUUGCACCUUCCUGAAAAAUGGAGCCACUUGGGCCUGGAAUGCCCCUCAAAGAGUGCCUUAUGCCUAUAAGGGCCAGGAGUGGGUUGGCUAUGACAAUGUCAAGAGCUUCUUUCUCAAGGCCCAGUGGCUUAAACAGAACAACUACGGAGGUGCCAUGAUCUGGGCCAUUGACAUGGAUGACUUCACUGGCUCUUUCUGCAAGCAAGGAAAUUUCCCUCUGACCUCUACCUUGAAGAAAGCCCUCAGUGUGCAUAAUGCAAGUUGCAGAGAAACAGCCCUUCCAGCCAGCAGGAGCAGGAAUGGAAGCAGCAGCUCUGGGGCUGUGUAGCCUGUGUUGCUACCUCCUAUUGGACAGCAGAAAGGCCUUCCUCCACUGCCUGAAUGAAAUCACAUUCCAGAAGGGCCAGGCUGCACCUGUCUUCACCAGCAGCUGUGAUUGCUGAAACAGACAGGAGCAUGACUUGCUGCUGGAA
Molecule: messenger RNA, 1408 nt
Organism: Nannospalax galili (Upper Galilee mountains blind mole rat)
Lineage: Eukaryota; Metazoa; Chordata; Mammalia; Rodentia; Spalacidae
Product: acidic mammalian chitinase-like
Exons: 11
Coding region: 16-1263 (415 amino acids)
Biological process (GO): carbohydrate metabolic process; chitin catabolic process
Cellular component (GO): extracellular region
Molecular function (GO): chitinase activity; chitin binding
Source: RefSeq, a predicted model, not a curated record